This is a messenger RNA of Saccostrea echinata, 864 nucleotides long. Its product is annotated as cannabinoid receptor type 1A-like. The coding region runs from base 97 to 864 and encodes 255 amino acids. The transcript is spliced from 2 exons. Gene Ontology annotation, cellular component: membrane. Gene Ontology annotation, biological process: G protein-coupled receptor signaling pathway. Gene Ontology annotation, molecular function: G protein-coupled receptor activity. The record is from RefSeq and is a predicted model, not a curated record. NCBI's taxonomy places the organism in Eukaryota, Metazoa, Mollusca, Bivalvia, Ostreida, Ostreidae.
UUUAUAAUUCUAACAAAUAUUUGGGUAUUCUUGAUUUUGUUUGCACGCAGGACGGAGGAUGAAGACACUACUUUAACAAUUAUAUCAAAUCUUGCAAUGGCUGACACAUUCACUGGAUUUAUGGUUGUAUAUGAUACUGUAUAUAACAUCUUGCAGUUUAAAAUAUACGUUGAGUGUAUUCUUAGAAUCGGAAUGUUCAUCUUUUGCAACCUAGCAUCGGUUUUUAUCAUAAUGCUGCUAACAUCUGAAAGAUUAAUAAAAAUUAGCAAUUCAUACACUUACCGGAAGUACAUCACGAUUAAGCGCACGAAAGUCAGCCUCGUUGUGGUGUGGACUAUGUCGCUAGCAGUUGGUCUGCUUCCUUUUUUCGGAUGGAGCUCUAUGAAUGUCCUUCAUUUAUGUAGCUUUUUUAAAACAAUGUCUGAAUCGUUUAUAUUAUUUAUUCUGAUGCUCCACAUUGCCCCAUUUCUUUGCACUAUCUGUGCAUACAUUCGAAUGGCGGUCGUGGUUCAUCGUCAUGCUGCCGCCAUCAAGCAAAUACGGAGAGCAGGGAGGCCACGGAGCAGAAGCAGGUCAGGCCUGCGAGCUGCCAUGAUCACCCUCAUUAUUGUUGGCGUGUACUUCCUGUGUUGGGCACCGAUUGGUUUGUUUACAAUAUUGGUGAUAUUUUUGAAGACUGAUAUAAACCUAUCAGGGAAGUGGUCAGAAGAGGUUGUGUUUACGUACUUUUUCGUUUUGAGUAUUGCCAAUAGUGCUUUUAAUCCCCUGAUUUAUGCCUCUAAGCUGGAUAUUGUCAGAAAGAAAUUUCGGGUCUCUUUAGUGUACAGAUUUCUUAGACCUUGUCACCAGACUCCCAGGCGUUAA